This is a messenger RNA of Synchiropus splendidus (mandarinfish), 2196 nucleotides long. RefSeq names its product doublecortin domain-containing protein 2-like. Gene Ontology annotation, cellular component: axoneme; kinocilium; microtubule. Gene Ontology annotation, biological process: cilium assembly; intracellular signal transduction; regulation of cilium assembly. NCBI's taxonomy places the organism in Eukaryota, Metazoa, Chordata, Actinopteri, Syngnathiformes, Callionymidae. The transcript is spliced from 9 exons. The record is from RefSeq and is a predicted model, not a curated record. Bases 1 to 1542 code for a protein of 513 amino acids.
AUGAGCUCGGACAAGCCCAACUUUCUGUCCCAGCCGGUGGUGAAGAGCGUCUUCAUGUUCCGGAACGGCGACCCCUACUACGAGGCUCGCAGGAUCGUCAUCAACCAGAGGAGGGUGUGCACCUUCGAGACCCUGCUGAGGGACGUGACCGGCGGGAUCCAGGCGCCCUUCGGAGCGGUGCGCAACAUCUACACCCCGACAGGAGGCCACCGGGUGGAGUGCCUGGAGGCUCUCCGCAGCGGGGAGCGCUACGUCGCCGCCGGGAGAGAGAGGUUCAAGAAGAUGGAUUACCUGCAGAUUGGCUCCAGAAAGAAGAGGAUGAUGCAGACUCCACCGAUGCAGGCCAAGCCGCUGCCGCACAACCGGAUCAUGGUGUCGGCCCGCUUCCUGAAGCCCAUCAAGGAGCCCUGUCCCAUAUUUGUGGUGGCCAACGGUGACCUUCUGACCCCCGCCAUGAGGCUGCUGAUCCACCAGAGGAUGCUGGGACAGUUUGAGCGGAUCCUGGAGAUGAUCACGGAGAAGAUGGGUCUGAGGGUGCUGGGGGGCGUGAGGAGCCUGUACACCUACGAAGGCCACCAGGUGAGCGACGGGAACCAGCUGGAGAGCGGUCAGCUCUACGUCGCCGUCGGGAGGGAGCGAUUCAAGAAGCUGCCCUACAGCGACCUGCUCUUCACUAAACCCAGAGGGACCCGCCGGGUCAACGGGAUAAAGACGUCGUCUCUCCCUCCCAUCUACAGAUUCACCCGGCAGAACGGAAACUCCAAGUCGACGGUGCGCAGCGGCCACAGUGGAGAGGAGGAGUUGAAAGUGUGUCCGCCGAGUCACAGCAGCAAGGAGCACCUGUCGUCCAUCGUGCGCGAGAUCUCCCAGGCCCGGCUCCUGUCGCUCCGGAGGAAGAGGAGCGGGCCGAGCAUGAGUCUGGGCGUCCCUGCCAACGACGACCCUCCUCUGAAAGUUGAGGAGGAGAAGACCCAGGAAAAGUCCUCCCCGGAAGACGAGAAACCUGCAUCUGGCAGCGAUCCCUCGGAGGAAGAGGAGGCCACGGCUGAGAACACCCCAGGAGGCGACACUUCAGAGGGCAGAAAGGAGAGCGAGACACAAAAUGAAACAGAAGAAGCAGCAAAGGAGGAAGAGGAGCAGCUAAAUAAUGAAAAGGAAGAAGAAGAAGAAGCAGCUGUGCUUGAAGAGAAGGAGGAGGUGAAAGAAGACGUGAAGGAGGAGGUUAGCGACGAGGGGAAGGAGGAUGACGGGACACAUGAAUCCUCAGAGCUGGAAAAGGAUGAUCAAGACAAAAGUGCCGCGCAAGAAAAGCAAGCGUUAGACGGCGAGAGCGGCGCCAAAGUUAAUGAUGUAGACACGGGGGAGGAAGAGAGAGGAAACCAGCCGGAGAAGAUGCUCUCGGCUAAUGAGGACGGCGACAGUCGCAUCCAGGAGGAGGGCGAAACACAAGAGGAGAGGCCAGAGAGGGGAGAGGUCAGCAGAGAGGAGAGUGAAGCCCAGGAGAGGGGGCCCGCCACGGAGGCAGAGAGGGAAGAAGAAUGACCAGUCAGCAAAACCAAAAGAUUUUAGGAGUCUUUUUAGCAGAUAUUUAUUCUUGGUCCCGAUAUUUUCAGUAGCAGAGCCAUCAUGUGCUUUCCCAUUGUUUUCUAUUGCCGUCUUUGUUUUUGUAUCAAGGUCUUUGAAGGUGAGGGUGAAUAGUCCCGGGCGUAACCAAAGCAGCCGCUGUGGUGAUGGAGCAAGCAAUGCACCAAACCACCCUGGAGUGACAGGGCAGCCUUCUGUACGCUGUCCAAAUGAAGAACCAGGUGUUUGCUAAUGUCAGAAACAGCAGCCGCGAGACGCUUCGUGAACGUGCCUCGUGAGUCAGCGAGAGAGAGAGGCCGCGCCUGAGGCCGAAACGCCAGUGAAACGUGAUUGUUUAAAUUCCCUAAUAAAGGACUUCUGUUACUAAACAUCCAGAGCGUCCUCACUGCCCAGCUAACUCUCCUGUUGGUCGCCAGUGUGUUGGAUUCUCUGCACUCUCCACACCAGCGUACAAACCUCCCCAUUGUCGUUUGCACCGACGAAACCGUUGCUCACUGCCUCCACAUUCACACCAGACAGAAGCCAGUGUGUGCGACCACCAUUCCUACAGACGCUUCCCCAAGGCUGUGGGAUUGGAACUGCCAACCCUCUGAUGAUUUUUCCUCCGCCUUU